This is a messenger RNA of Octopus sinensis (East Asian common octopus), 2086 nucleotides long. RefSeq names its product katanin p60 ATPase-containing subunit A1. Gene Ontology annotation, biological process: microtubule severing. NCBI's taxonomy places the organism in Eukaryota, Metazoa, Mollusca, Cephalopoda, Octopoda, Octopodidae. The record is from RefSeq and is a predicted model, not a curated record. Bases 363 to 1793 code for a protein of 476 amino acids. The transcript has 12 exons. Gene Ontology annotation, cellular component: microtubule cytoskeleton. Gene Ontology annotation, molecular function: microtubule binding; ATP hydrolysis activity; ATP binding.
UUACUGGCCUUAGUUACUGUCGUCCACCAUGUUACCAACUCCGUUGUAGGAAUUUUCUCUCAUCUCUCUCUUCACACAACAAUAACUGCUUACAAUUUACACUUACAAACAACAUUGCAAUUCCGUCCGUUUCUGAAACAAUCCAUCCCACUCUCCUUCUUUAAAUACCCCAAAAAUAUUCCACGUUUUCUUAUUUUCCCAUGGAAAUUACACCCAAGCUAUCCCCAUAGCAGCAGAAAAUACCUUCAUAUACCGCUCAAAAUAUCAACCUUUUUUUCAUAGCGGCUGUGAUCGAACCUGCUACAGAUUUAAUUUUCAUUUACUGAAGAAGUUGGGAUCUUAAAGACCUAUGCUGGCUGAUAAUGAGUGAAGCUAUGUUAACAGAUAUAGCAGAAACUGCCAAAAAUGCUCGAGAAUAUGCAAUAACGGGGAACUAUGACACUUCAUUGGUUUAUUACCGAGGAUUGUUACUGAAAGUUCAGAAACUGCUUGUCAGUACAAAAGACCGAACUAAACAAAGCACAUGGAGUCGAGCCAAAACCUACUUCACAAAAGAGUACGAUGCAGUGAAAAACAUCUUAACGAUUCUUACUGGAAUGCAAAAAUGCAAUGCAGGUAGUUACCUGUUUGUACAUGAAGAGCCUACAAGAGACCAAGAGAGUUGGCCUCUUCCAACUCCAGUUGAACACAAACCUUCUCCUAAUUUAUGGGUACCACAUCGGGCUCAGCCAAAGAAACCAGAACCUAAAAAGUCAAACCCAAGGGUACCACUAGCCAGACAAAAGCCAUCAUCUGCUGAUAAAAACAAAGACCGAGGUGGUCGGGAAAGGCCUAAAAGAAAAGAGGAGGAGGAGAAGAAAUUUGACCCACCUGGUGUGGAUAAAGAGCUUGUUGCUAAUUUGGAACGUGAUAUUGUUCAGCGAAACCCCAAUGUACACUGGGAAGACAUAGCUGAUUUAGUGGAAGCGAAGAAACUCCUGAAAGAAGCUGUCGUUUUACCUUUGAUACGGCCAGACAUUUUCAAAGGAAUAAGACGUCCGUGGAAGGGUGUGUUAAUGGUCGGACCACCAGGUACUGGCAAGACCAUGUUAGCAAGAGCUUUGGCUACAGAAUGUGGAACAACUUUCUUCAAUGUGUCUUCUUCCAGUCUCACCUCCAAAUGGAGGGGUGAGUCGGAAAGACUUGUCAAGCUUCUCUUUGAAAUGGCUCGUUUUUAUGCUCCCAGUACAAUAUUUAUUGAUGAAAUAGAUUCCAUAUGCUCUCGAAGAGGUGGUGAUGAACAUGAGUCCAGUCGAAGAGUAAAAUCAGAAUUACUUGUAGAAAUGGAUGGUGUUAGUACUUCCACUUACGAUGAUGAUAGUGAAGGUAAAAUUGUCAUGGUCUUAGCUGCAACAAAUUUUCCAUGGGACUUAGAUGAAGCUUUACGUCGGCGUCUUGAAAAAAGAAUUUACAUUCCACUACCCGAUGCAAAUGGACGUGAAGAACUGUUAAAGAUUAAUCUUCGAGAAGUUGAAAUAGAAAAAGAUGUUGACUUAAAAGUAAUUGCUGAACGCCUUAACGGCUAUUCUGGUGCUGAUAUCACUAAUCUCUGUCGAGAUGCUGCUAUGAUGUCCUUCAGACGCCGCAUUGCUGGCUUGACUUCGGAGCAGAUCCGGAACAUUCCGAAAGAAGAACUGGAACUACCAUCAAGUAUGGCAGACUUUGAAGAAGCUAUUAAGAAAGUUAGCAAAAGUGUUUCUCAAGAUGAUCUGAAACGAUAUGAAAACUGGAUGAAGGAAUACGGCUCUGUAUAAGCCACCAUCAUAAUCAUCAUCAUUAUCAUCUGUGCUGCUUUUUUUUAAUUUUUUUUAAUUUUUUUUUUUUCUACAAGACAAUUCUUCUCAGGAUGGUGGAUUAUUCCAUUCUCUGUCUCUGUUCAUUUCCGUUGUUUAAAUUCUAAAGAAACCUUGCCAUUUCUCAAGAAUUCAAUAAUUAUACAUAUCUCCUCAUUCUAUGCUAUUUUAUUCCUUCAUUGGUGUCAGCCAUUAGAUUGCUGCCAUACUGGGGCAACGGUUGUUUUUGUUUCAAUAAAAAUCGACCUUGGCAC